Aureobasidium melanogenum CBS 110374 is the source of this 1608-nucleotide messenger RNA. RefSeq names its product MFS general substrate transporter. Gene Ontology annotation, molecular function: transmembrane transporter activity. The record is from RefSeq and is a predicted model, not a curated record. The transcript is spliced from 2 exons. Gene Ontology annotation, biological process: transmembrane transport. Bases 1 to 1608 code for a protein of 535 amino acids. NCBI's taxonomy places the organism in Eukaryota, Fungi, Ascomycota, Dothideomycetes, Dothideales, Saccotheciaceae.
AUGACGGACGUACGGCCUGAGCAAAGAAACAUCCCGAGUCACGAGUCUAGUGGAAACAACUCAGAAAAGGAUGAUGAAACAACACGCAGCCCCAGCCCUGUCGGCGAACAGAAUGAGAAGGCUCCUGUCGAUGCUCAAGGACGAAGGGAACUAAAAGAGACUGAUUGCCCCGAGAUUUUGGCAUACGCCUGGCCGACAUGGAAGAAAUGGAUGUAUCUGGCUGGCAUCGCAGGCAUCCAGAUCUCCAUGAACUACAACACUUCGGUCUUUCCCAAUGCCGUCACACCUCUGUCGGAGGCUUUCCACAUUGGUGAACAAGAAGCAAGAACUGGUCAGAUGAUCUACCUGGUUCUGUACUCAUUCGGUUGCGAGCUGUGGGCGCCCUGGUCUGAGGAGUUUGGUCGUUGGCCCAUCCUCCAGCUUUCCAUGUUCCUCAUCAACAUCUGGCAGAUUCCUUGCGCCUUAGCUCCUAACUGGGGAACGAUUCUUGUCUGCCGUGCUUUGGGUGGUCUCUCUACUGCUGGCGGUAGUGUCACUCUUGGUCUCAUCGCCGAUCUGUACCAGCCCGACGAGCAGCAGUACCCUCUGGCUUUCAUCGUCCUGUCUUCUUGUAUCGGUACCAGUAUUGGAGGUGUUAUUGGUGGACCUAUCCAGCGCUUCCUCAAGUGGCAAUGGUUCUUCUGGAUCAUGCUCAUCUUCGGUGGUGUUGUCCAAAUCAUCCAUUUCUUCAUGCCCGAAAGUCGUUCGACUAUCCUCCUGGACAGAGAAGCUAAACGUCGUCGCAAGACUGGCGAGGAUCCCAAUAUCUAUGGACCUAACGAGCUCAAGAAACCACGUAUCUCGCUCAAGGAAGCUGGCAAAGUCUGGAUCCGUCCCUUCGAAAUGUUCCUGCGCGAACCCAUCGUACUUUGUCUAUCGCUUCUCUCCGGUUUCUCUGACGCCCUUAUCUUUACCUUCUUGGAAAGUUUCCCCUAUGUAUACACGAAGUGGAACUUUGGUAUUCUCGCCCAGGCAUGGGCCUUCAUCCCCAUCAACCUCGCUUACUUCCUCGCCUACUUCAUGUACCUCCCAUGCUUCAUGCGCGACAACUAUAUCCGCAGAAAGAAGGGAGAUGAUUGCUUCUUGCCAGAGCGUCGUCUCAAGGUGCUGCUAUGGCUUGCUCCUUUGGAACCCAUUGGUCUGAUUGGAUUCGCUUGGUGUUCGCUUGGUCCUAGCUACCACGUUCACUGGAUCGCACCCAUGAUCUUCUCCGCUUGUGUCGGUAUCGCCAACUACGCCAUCUACUUCUCGUCAGUAGACUACAUGAUUGCUGCUUACGGUGUUUACUCUGCCUCUGCUUGUGGUGGCAAUGCCUUUGCUCGUGACUUCCUUGCUGGAAUUUCGGCCAUGUACGCUACACCUCUCUACAAGAACAUCGGAGGACACCCUCAGGCUUAUGCCAGUACGAUCCUUGCUGGUGCGUCCGUGCUUGUAGUCAUCCCUAUCUACAUCUUCUACUGGAAGGGACCUCUUAUCCGCGACAGAUCGAAGUUCGCAAAGACCUUGGCUGAGGAUCGCAAGAAGGAGGGAGUCAGACGUCUCAGUUACGCCGACAACCUGCCUGCUUAA